Melopsittacus undulatus (budgerigar) is the source of this 2222-nucleotide messenger RNA. RefSeq names its product nuclear receptor subfamily 2 group F member 1 (gene NR2F1). Bases 73 to 1338 code for a protein of 421 amino acids. NCBI's taxonomy places the organism in Eukaryota, Metazoa, Chordata, Aves, Psittaciformes, Psittaculidae. The record is from RefSeq and is a predicted model, not a curated record. Gene Ontology annotation, molecular function: zinc ion binding; nuclear receptor activity; RNA polymerase II cis-regulatory region sequence-specific DNA binding. The transcript is spliced from 3 exons. Gene Ontology annotation, biological process: positive regulation of transcription by RNA polymerase II; negative regulation of transcription by RNA polymerase II; anatomical structure development.
CGCCCCCCGCCUCCCUCCCCGGCAGCCCGCAGCGAGACCCACCGCUCCCCAGCACUUUUUUGGGCCCGAGAUAUGGCAAUGGUAGUUAGCAGCUGGAGAGAUCCGCAGGAAGACGUGGCCGGGGGCACCCCGAGCGGCCCCAACCCUGCCGCGGCGCAGCCGGCCCGGGAGCAGCAGCCCCAGCAGCAGCAAGGUGGGGGUUCGGCAGCCCCGCACACCCCGCAGACCCCCAGCCAGCCGGGACCCCCUUCCACGCCGGGCACGGCCGGGGACAAGGGAGCGGGCCAGCAGGGCUCGGGGCAGAGCCAGCAGCACAUCGAAUGCGUGGUGUGCGGGGACAAGUCCAGCGGCAAGCACUAUGGCCAGUUCACCUGCGAGGGAUGCAAAAGUUUCUUCAAGAGGAGCGUCCGCAGGAACUUAACUUACACAUGCCGCGCCAACAGGAACUGUCCCAUCGACCAGCACCACCGCAACCAGUGCCAGUACUGCCGCCUCAAGAAGUGCCUCAAAGUGGGCAUGAGGCGGGAAGCGGUUCAGCGAGGAAGGAUGCCGCCCACCCAGCCCAACCCUGGCCAGUACGCCCUGACCAACGGCGACCCCCUGAACGGGCACUGCUAUCUCUCGGGAUACAUCUCCCUGCUGCUGCGGGCCGAGCCCUAUCCCACUUCCCGCUACGGCAGCCAGUGCAUGCAGCCCAACAACAUCAUGGGCAUCGAGAACAUCUGCGAGCUGGCCGCCCGCCUGCUCUUCAGCGCCGUCGAGUGGGCCCGCAACAUCCCCUUCUUCCCCGACCUACAGAUCACCGACCAGGUAGCUCUGCUGCGGCUCACCUGGAGCGAGCUCUUCGUCCUCAACGCUGCCCAGUGCUCCAUGCCCCUCCAUGUGGCCCCGCUCCUGGCGGCCGCCGGCCUCCACGCAUCCCCGAUGUCGGCGGACCGCGUCGUCGCCUUCAUGGACCACAUCCGCAUCUUCCAGGAGCAGGUGGAGAAGCUGAAGGCGCUCCACGUCGACUCGGCCGAGUACAGCUGCCUGAAAGCCAUCGUUCUCUUCACCUCAGACGCCUGCGGCUUGUCGGAUGCUGCGCACAUCGAGAGCCUUCAGGAGAAGUCCCAGUGCGCGUUGGAGGAGUAUGUGCGGAGCCAGUACCCCAACCAGCCCAGCCGCUUCGGGAAGCUGCUACUGCGGCUGCCCUCGCUGCGCACCGUCUCCUCCUCUGUCAUCGAGCAGCUCUUCUUCGUGCGCUUGGUAGGUAAAACCCCCAUCGAAACCCUCAUCAGGGAUAUGCUACUGUCGGGGAGCAGCUUCAACUGGCCUUACAUGUCCAUCCAGUGCUCCUAGAGCCCCGCCCGCACCCCCGGCAGAAACGCGGAGGAGCGGCAGAGGCGGGAGCGCUCGCACCGAGGAGCAGUCGGGGUGCGGGGGGGGGGCCCGGGAGGCGGACACCGAACAAAAGAAAGGGCCGAGUAGGAGCAGAGGUGUGGCCGUGGCGGGGAAGGACGGGCCUCGCGUCCGUAGAGGUCGUGGUGUUUCGCUUUUUCAUUUUAUUUUUGGCCUUUUUUUUUUUCCGGAAAGGAGGACAAAAAAAUAAUAAUAAUAAUAAAAGAGAUGAAAAAGGAAAAAAAAAUAAAAAAUAAAGUCAAAACAACAAAAAAAUGAGUAUUGAGGGGAUAUUAAUCACACUUGAAGGGGAUACUGGAUUUUCCAGGAUUUAUUGUGGACUGUUGUUGAUAUAUUCUGUACAGUAACAAACAAGACGCGUCGAAACUGAACUGAACCUUGCGUAGAAUGAAAAAAAAAAAGAGCAAAAAAACAAACAAAACAAAACAAUUCCACACGCAAACACUUACCACGAGCAUUGUUACUCAUUUUGUAAAAUAUUAGUCUUUAUUUUCAUUUUUUGUAAAACUUAAAACAUCAUAUGCGCAUAAAGGAAGAAAAAAGAAAAAAAGAAUUGAGAAUUAGGGGAAAAUAACAUUUUCCAAAUAAUUAUAAAAAAAAAUUGUCCUGUGUCUAUGUAUCUAUAUCUGUUUUGUAUUUUUUUCUGGUUCCAAACCAGGUUUCCUGUGAUUCUAUACUAAUAAUUUUUGAUAUAACCCUUUGCUUCUUAUAAUGAGUGCGAUAUCUGUUGUCGAAGCUGUUCUUCAAGAAUUAAAAUUGAAGUGAGAAUUUAAACAAAAAUAAAAGAAUUUAGCAAAAAAAAUCAACUUAUCAUCCCACAACCC